AUGUCCCUGGAAAGAGAAGAACCCAGCCAUUUUGGUGCCGGACCGGCUCAAUUGCCUACCAAUGUUUUGCAGCAAGCUGCUAAAGAUUUGGUGAAUUAUCAAGGCAUCGGUCUUGGAAUUGGUGAGAUUUCACACCGUUCAGGCGAUGCCACUGAGGUCAUUGAAAGCGCCAAGGCAAAUCUGCGUAAUUUGAUGAACAUUCCUGACACUCAUGAAGUUUUCUUUAUGCAGGGCGGUGGAACAACUGGAUUUUCAUCGCUAGCCACCAACCUUACCGCUGCUCAUGUCGGUAAAACGGGCUCCAAAGGUACUGCAGGGUAUCUGAUCACCGGAUCCUGGUCUGCUAAAUCUUUGGAAGAGGCUCAAAGACUAGGAAUCGAUUCAGAAGCUAUUUUCAACGCAAAGGACUUCAACAACGGGAAAUUUGGUUCCAUUCCCGCAGAAUCCGAGUGGGCUGCCAAAUUGAAGUCCAAAGACUAUUCUUACAUAUACCUCUGUGAAAAUGAGACUGUUCACGGCGUUGAGUGGCCACAACUACCAAGAGCGUUGAUAGAUUCCGAUGUGGAAAUUGUAGCGGACUUGUCAAGCGACAUUCUAUCACGCGAAAUCGACGUUUCCCAAUAUGGUGUAAUCAUGGCUGGUGCUCAGAAAAACAUUGGUCUUGCUGGUCUCACCAUUUACAUUAUUAAAAAAUCGAUUCUCGAGAACAUCUCCUCCGCUUCUCUUGACAAACUACGCCAGCUCGGAGUUCCAAUUACCCCUAUCGCCUUCGAGUAUCCCACGGUCGUGAAGAAUAACUCUGCUUACAACACUAUUCCUAUUUUCACACUUCAUAUUAUUGACUUGGUUCUGCGCCAGAUUAUCGCAAAAGGAGGUGUAGCUGCCCAGCAAAAGGAAAAUGAACUCAAAGCUGAGUUAUUAUACACUGCUCUAGACAAGUAUUCUGACUUCUAUGCUGUUCCUGUGGCCGAAGAAUGCAGAUCCAAAAUGAACGUUGUGUUCACCUUGAAAAAAGAAGGACUUGACAAAAAGUUUCUAGACGAAGCUGCCGCUCUUAAGCUUACCGGGUUGAAGGGUCACAGAUCUGUAGGUGGUUUCAGAGCAUCCAUUUACAACGCGGUUUCAGUGGAAAGUACCAAAACCCUUGCACAGUUUAUUGAAGACUUUGCCUCCAAGAAUGCCUAA
Lachancea lanzarotensis is the source of this 1185-nucleotide messenger RNA. It is a transcript of the gene SER1, whose product is annotated as LALA0S07e07580g1_1. Gene Ontology annotation, cellular component: cytoplasm. The record is from RefSeq and is a predicted model, not a curated record. Gene Ontology annotation, biological process: L-serine biosynthetic process. NCBI's taxonomy places the organism in Eukaryota, Fungi, Ascomycota, Saccharomycetes, Saccharomycetales, Saccharomycetaceae. Bases 1 to 1185 code for a protein of 394 amino acids. The transcript has a single exon. Gene Ontology annotation, molecular function: O-phospho-L-serine:2-oxoglutarate transaminase activity; pyridoxal phosphate binding.